UUGCCAUUUAUUCGGUGGUUAUUCAUUUGAGCAAAGUUGACUUAAAAUCGAAAUCCAGAUGUAGGAUCGUUAGACAGUUUUCUUCUUUAUUGAAAAAGAUGUAACUCAUUUGUUAUGGAAAUAGGGCGUGUUGCUGCUUGAAAGAUAUCGAUUCGUGACGUCAGUUUGUGUACACAAUCUGUAAAAUAUGGCUGAGCUAAGAAAAAGGCACACCGAGACGGCGGCAGCAGAAGACUCAGACAAGGGCCAAGAGAUUGACAGUGAUCCGCGUGAAGAUUUGGAUUCAGAAGAUGACAAAAGUCCUGAUGAAAAAGCAGACAUUGUCCUUACAAAAACCAUUCCAACGGGAACUGACAAGACGCCUGAAAUUUUGGACUCUGCUCUAAAGGGAUUCUCAGAUAGAUGGCGCAACUGGACAAUCCGAGGAAUUUUCACUUUUGUGAUGAUUGGCGGCUUUGGCUUGUUGAUAUAUGCAGGGCCAUUAGCCCUGAUGGUAGCGACAUUGAUAGUACAAGUAAAGUGCUUUGAAGAAAUCAUUAACAUUGGAUAUGCAGUCUACCGUAUUCACGGUCUGCCUUGGUUCCGUUCUCUGUCAUGGUACUUCCUCAUCACAUCUAAUUACUUCUUUUAUGGAGAGAGCUUAGUUGAUUAUUUCAGUGUUGUCAUCAACAAGCAAGAUUACUUGAGAGUUCUGGUGACAUACCACCGUUUCUUCUCAUUCUGCCUUUACAUUGUGGGAUUUGUAUGGUUUGUUCUUUCACUUGUGAAAAAGUAUUACAUGAAACAAUUCUCUCUGUUUGCUUGGACACAUGUUGCUCUCCUAAUAGUUGUCACUCAGAGCUACCUCAUCAUACAGAAUAUUUUUGAAGGUCUGAUUUGGUUCAUUGUGCCCGUAUCAAUGAUUGUGAUAAAUGAUGUUUGGGCAUAUAUAUUUGGCUUUUUCCUUGGACGCACACCAUUGAUCAAGCUUUCUCCUAAGAAAACUUGGGAAGGAUUCAUUGGGGGUGGGCUGGCUACUGUCUUCUUUGGACUUUUGAUGUCAUACGUUAUGUGUCAAUAUCAGUACUUUGUCUGUCCUAUUGAGUACAGCGAAACUCAGGGUGCUAUGACAAUGGAAUGUGAGCCCUCCCGUUUGUUCCGCCUUGAGGAGUAUACUCUUCCUGAAACCAUGUCUGGUCUCCUAAAAUUGGUUGGAGUGAAAAAUACAGUCACUUUGUAUCCCUUCAUGCUCCACUCCCUCUCAAUGUCUACCUUCAGCUCUGUCAUUGGUCCAUUUGGUGGCUUCUUUGCUAGUGGUUUUAAACGAGCAUUUAAAAUCAAAGACUUUGGUGAUGUUAUCCCUGGUCAUGGUGGUAUCAUGGAUCGCUUUGACUGCCAGUAUUUGAUGGCAACAUUUGUGAAUGUUUAUAUUUCCAGCUUUAUUCACAACCAGUCUCCUCAGAAAUUGCUACAAAUGGUUCUGUCCCUGAAGCCCGAACAGCAGUUAAAUCUCUUCUAUACUCUAAAAGAGAAUCUUGAGAAGCGGGGUAUUGUACAACCCCCUUAAAUACUUAAUAUUUUGCUUAAUCUUACUUUUUUUUUCUUGCCGUGCUUUCAUCUGCAUGUUACAUCCUUGCUUUCAGAUCAUUCCAAGAAAAUGCUUACUUUUCAUAUGUCUUGUUUUAAUUAAUAUUUCUUUUAUCAACAAAUCCAUAUGGUAAACUGUUUUUAUAAUGAUAUCUCAUGUACCUCAAUGAGCAAACACUAAUCUAUCACUUUUGUUUAACCUUCAGCCAGUAUUGUGUACUUUGAUGUAGGCGAUUGACGUUCAUAAUACUUAGUUUUAAAGCUGAAAGAAUUACAUCACUAAUUAUGUAUCAAAGUGCAAUAACCACGACAUUAACUAAACAAGAAAUCUCACCCAUUUAAUAUACUAGGAAGUGUUCUUUUAUGUAUGAGCUGGUUCAUUACAAAGCCUGACCAUACAACCUCAUCUUAGAGCAGAUAUGAUUUUUAUAUCGUAAUGAGUAUUAGUUGUGCAGCUUAUUAUAUUUACUCCAGUUGCUCUUGUAAAUUUUCUCAUUUUGCAUACAGUUUACUGCUAUUCUUUGCAUUUGAAUGUUUGAAUGAUAAAUAGAGCCCUUCCGUUCAAAUUUAAUUAAGGUGCAAUUCAUUGAUGUUCAACUAGCGUAGAAAAAUGCUCCCUUUUAUAUUCUUAUUGUGUUUGUUUAACAUUAUGUUGUAAAUGCAUUAUGUUGCAUUAUGUUAAAAGACAUCUUAAAAUUUUCAUAUCACAUGAAAAGAUUGUAGUUUAUGUUUGUGAUGAUAUGCAUUCAUUUUAAUUUAGUUGGAGCUUUAGUAAAUUAUUAUUGGUGUCCUGAACUUCAAUUAAGUAGUUAGUUAGAAUUCCCUUUGUAUGUGUUCAUGAUGAAAAAAAAAAAUCACCUCAGUGGAAAUGAAGUAUAUAUUAUCUUCAUGAAAAAUAAUACUAGUCAGUAGCUAACUGUGCAACAUCUGAUCAACACAUUAGCUCACAUUAUAGCCCUGUUAAAAGAAGAAAGUUGUCUGUUAUGCUUUUUGUUUGAUCUAAUGACUUAUUGAUCUGCUCUGUAUUUUAUCCAUGUUUCAUGUUAUUAUAAUAAUAUGCUGCCAAGAUCUAAAUGCUACGCUAUUAUACAAUUUCAAAGUUUUCAAGAAAAUUUUCCUGAGAAUGGCACUGCAUUUUUUUUAACAUAUUUUUUUUUGUACAAAAAUAAGUUAGCAAUUUUAAAUGUUUUGCUUCUUGUGCCAAUGUACCUUUCGGCUAGUGUUUUUAUUGAACGUAUUCUGUUUAUAACCUCUAUAGAUUUUUAUCUUUUCAUGGCAUUUAUACUUACUGCUGGUAAGACAUUUUACAAGGAUGUAUUGAAAAAUUCAUGUCAUGUACAUCAGUGUGUGCUUUCAUUUGCUUGUCGUGUUUCCAGUAUUACAAGCUGCAAGUUUUGAUCAAUUAUGUGCCUUCCCUGUUAACCCUUUUCCUUUCUAUUCUGAUUGCUGAUUGGAAUUGUUACUUGUAAGAUGAUUCACCUAAGUCGUUUUCUCCACGUUCAGACAAGUUUUGUUGUUUUUAAAUGCAAAGUAUGUCGUAAAACAGAAGAUAGAGCUUUUAAAAGCCUUCUUUGUUCUUCCAUUUUCAGUAAUUUAAGCUGAAAAUUCAUGUUUUGCACUCGCUGCUACUGAAUAUUCUAUAUUUCUAUAUAGAUAAUUGAUGCCCUCUAUAACUAACUGGAUGUGUUAUGACUUUAUUAUGUGGUAUUUAUGUUUUUCAUUUGUACUGUACCUGGUUUAGGACUAUCAAUCAGCAGACCUGGUCAGUAGCAACACAUUUUGGCAUUGGUUGGUCAUUUAAACAGUUUCUUUGGAAUGUUGGAAAAUUGAUGAGCACACGCUUAUGGUUGAGUUUGUUGUGAUUGUAUUUUUUAAAAACACCUAUGCGAAUUGUGGCUUUUGUUUGGUUGAAGGGUGGAUGCUUACAUGGCUCUGUAAUAGUUUUGGUGUUGGUUUCUAGAUCUUUGAGCUUCUCCCCUUGGUGCAAAUUUUAUGGAAGAUUUGCUUGUGAUAGAUUAUCAAAUGAGUCAUAUGUAUUUAGGAACGGCACAUUUGAUAUUUUGUCAGGUGCAAUGCAUCAUGUAAAGGUGGUGGAUCAUUUAUGAAGUAGUUAUAUUUCGGUAGUGGUGUUUCAUAUUCAAUAACCUUAGACUGGACCGCUCUUAAUGCAUUGUGGGGCUUUUGAAAUAUAUCUACAUGUUUUCAAGAAAAUUGUUUCUUGCCAGUUCACAGUUUGAAAGAGAUCACAUGCAGGCAUUUAAAGGUUCAUCUCCAUUGCGUCUUGGUUGCAUGUGAAUUUUAUUAUUCUCUACUAGUUAACACAUUAAGGCAACAUUUAGUAUACAUAUGUAGAUCCCAAGUUGAAGCUUCUUUUCUAUCCCAUAUAGCAUCCACCCCUUGAAUUUAUGAGACAUUAUGUGUAAAACAUAAACUGCUGGUUAUUGGACCCUUAUGUUGUACAUGUUUUUCGGUCAAAAUUGAUUUUUGACUUGUAAUGUGUAUUGUGUCUUUCAGCACACAACAGCAUAGGCACAGACCUCUACAAGGAGGAAAAUCAUGUCUUUUUGCGUUGUGUUGAUCAAAAUUUAUUUAGGAGUCAAUUACUGUCAGACUUCUUGUGACUAAUAAAUGGUACUAAUAAGUCUCUGUGGUUUGUGCUGCCUUGCUGUUUGUGCUUGUAGACAUUAUUUUAUUUUACUGAUAUUUUUUUUGUUUUUGUUUACACUUUUUCUGUUUCAAAAAAGAUACAGCCUGUCAAUAGUUAUGUAGCUGCUCUCAUGUUACUGUGAAAAUACAAAUUAGUGUUUUUAUUAUGUUCUUAUUGCUUUAAACUGGGUGCAUUUUGAUUAUUUUGUAGUGAAGCAAUGUAGCUUUUGGUCUCACUUAUUGUAAACUCGAAUCAUCGCUCUUAAAUGUUUGUGUUACGACUGACAAUUGUCAGGGUAUCUGGUCAGUCAAUAUUUCACCAUUUGCAGCAGGCUGCCAAAUAUGCAACUUGAGAUCCCUUGUAUGAAUUCUAAUGCUUUCUAGGAUUGUGGACCAAUUGAGUUCAUACUUAUGGGAUCUGGUGGAAAGUAAUAAAAAUCAGAUUUUCCCCUAACAUUUUCUUGAUAGAAUUCUAUCUAUAAAUCAUGUACUAAGAAGUGAUAUAUAAUGUGUUAGUAAACAGGUCUUUGUUGUCUAGUUAUUACGUGUUGUGUGUGGUUGUCUUAAGUAUACUAUAUAGUUUAUGUAGUGAGAAUGAAUUCAAUGUUUGUUGUAUUUAUGUGCUGUUUGAAAGUUUAUGUCUGAGACUUAAAUUUGCCAGUGUUGUUUUACUUUUUCCAAAAUUGUAACCUAUCUGCAAUUUGUUGAAGUUUGCAGUUUUGAUCUUGUUUUUAAAUUGAAUAUCUGUAAUAUCUGCAGGUCGUACGGCUGAGCGUAGAUUUUGAGGUUCUACUUCAUUAGUUUUAUGGAGUCCCUUUCCUCAGACGCACUUUGGAUUGGUUUAUCCCAUUUCAUUUUCUAAAUUAUUGCUCCUCAUUUUUGUUUCAAAGAAAACGUUUCUGUGCCAAAGUAUCAGUUUUCCGGUAGGGUUUUGUUGGAGAGAGGCAUGCUCCUCUCACGCAGAAGAAGAUUUCUCUUUCACCUCAAUUUUGAAAAGUGUUUUCAAUUUUCCUGCAUUUUGCUUCUUGAGACAUGUGAUUUAACCACUUUUCCUGUAAAUGCUGUUCACUGUAGGUUCUAAUCUUUGACAUCAGAGCUCUUGAAAUGUCUCUCUAUACUGGAGUUAACAAAGUGUAGCACGUUUUUAGAAGUUUAUUCAUCUUCAUGUUGUAUCGUAAUUCAUCUACUUUAUCACAAUUUUAAACUAUUACUUAGUGCGGUACGCAUCAGCAAGUGUGGUUAGAUAUUUGAUUCUAAAAAUAAUAAAUACUACCGUAGCUCAUAUUUAUGAGUGUAUUUUGCUUCUUUGCGUCAGUAAUUGUUUGCUUUUGUUCCAUUUCCUAUUGAGUGACUUCCAUUAGUUUGACAUGCCUUGGAGGAAAUCUAAACAUUCUGCAACGACAUCUCUCUGUUUUUAUAAAAGAUUUGAAUGUGAUUGUGUAGAAAAAAAGAAUGAAAAGGAAUCAGUUUCUCUAACUUCAGAAAUUAUUGAGGGCAAAUUUAUGUAUUAGAGCCAUAGGUGCUAAUAAAACUGAAUGUUGAAUUA
Frankliniella occidentalis (western flower thrips) is the source of this 5758-nucleotide messenger RNA. It is a transcript of the gene Cds, whose product is annotated as phosphatidate cytidylyltransferase, photoreceptor-specific. The coding region runs from base 188 to 1546 and encodes 452 amino acids. Lineage: Eukaryota; Metazoa; Arthropoda; Insecta; Thysanoptera; Thripidae. Gene Ontology annotation, molecular function: phosphatidate cytidylyltransferase activity. Gene Ontology annotation, cellular component: endoplasmic reticulum membrane. The record is from RefSeq and is a predicted model, not a curated record. The transcript has 11 exons.